Oryza brachyantha (malo sina) is the source of this 873-nucleotide messenger RNA. Its product is annotated as probable histone H2A.1. The transcript has 2 exons. The coding region runs from base 119 to 526 and encodes 135 amino acids. The record is from RefSeq and is a predicted model, not a curated record. Lineage: Eukaryota; Viridiplantae; Streptophyta; Magnoliopsida; Poales; Poaceae. Gene Ontology annotation, cellular component: nucleosome. Gene Ontology annotation, molecular function: DNA binding; structural constituent of chromatin; protein heterodimerization activity.
CUCCCACCCUCCUCCUCCUCGCACCGUCCGCCUCCUCCUCCUCGCUCCUCGCGCCGCCGCCAUCCUCCCUCCCUUGUCGGCGCCGCGUCGCGAUCUUGUAGCCGGAUUCAGAUACUCGAUGGCGGGGCGCGGGAAGGCGAUUGGCGCCGGGGCCGCCAAGAAGGCGACGUCGAGGAGCUCCAAGGCCGGGCUGCAGUUCCCCGUCGGGAGGAUCGCCAGGUUCCUCAAGGCCGGCAAGUACGCCGAGCGCGUCGGCGCCGGCGCGCCCGUCUACCUCGCCGCCGUCCUCGAGUACCUAGCCGCUGAGGUGCUGGAGCUCGCCGGGAACGCGGCGAGGGACAACAAGAAGACCCGCAUCGUGCCGCGCCACAUCCAGCUGGCGGUGCGCAACGAUGAGGAGCUGACCAAGCUGCUUGGCGGCGCCACCAUCGCCAGCGGCGGCGUGAUGCCCAACAUCCACCAGCACCUCCUACCCAAGAAGGCGGCGUCCUCCAAGGCCUCCAGCGUCGACGACGACGACAACUGAGGAGAAGAAGCCCCCCGCUUCCGCCCUCGCCGCCGCCUCCACCCAUCAUCUCCUCUGGGUAGGAUCCUUUUAGGUGUUCGUCUGGAUUCGUUGAGCUGUGUUUGUGUCGUUCGGGCAGUUUGGAAGAUGCAAGAAGAAAUCUUAGUUGUUUGGUUAGGUUUUACUGGCCUGAUAGGCUGUUAAUAUGACGAAUUUUUUGGUAAUUCAAAUCGGAUGUAAGCCCGGUGGUGAUGUUGCUUUGGUUGGAAAAAUGAGCAACAAAAUGAAACUGAAACUGAGUCUCUUUUCAGAGAUGUUCUUUGCUUUUGUUUUGAACUGAAAUGGAGUGGAAUACUUGUUUGUGGAAA